GAACCUGAAUCAGGAAGUAGAGAAGAAAAAUUAGGAGUUGAGUUAGUACUUAUUAGCCAGUCAUCAAGUUUCUCUCUUUUUCUUCAUCAUUUUUGUUAUAUUUCUUCUCUGCAACUGGAUUUGGUCUGGGAAAAAUGUCAAUGAGGGAAACUUCAAGAUUAGCUGAGGCCUCUAUCAAUGGUAUUGUCCGGCGGAUGGUUAAUCUUCCCAGAAGCAUAAUGGGGGGAUUUUCGAGAGUUAUGAGCGGAGGAAGAAGAAACCAUACUCUGCCAUCCAGUUAUCAAUAUCAGGUUCUGCAGGACCCACCAAAUGUACCGGAAGAAUGGUCUUUCCUAGCCAGUUUUCAGUACCAGUAUGGCUCAAUGCACCCUUUCUUUUAUGCCUGUCGGUUUGUGGAAGCCAUGAAGAUAGCAGAAGAUGAUCACAAGUUUUUGUUCUUGUAUCUGCAUUCACCAGAUCACCCUUUCACGCCCUCUUUCUGUGAGGAAACACUGCGUUCUGAGCUGGUAGUGCAGUUUCUUGAUGCUAAUUUCAUCUGUUGGGGAGCACUUGCAAACAGAGGAGAGGGUCUACAGAUGGCUACAACUUUGGGAGCUACCAGUUUCCCGUUCUGUGCAGUAAUUGCUCCGGCUCCAGGUGAAAGCAUAACAGUCCUGCAACAGCUUGAAGGGCCACUUUGUCCAGCUGAGCUGGUGGAGAUUCUACAGAGGACAAUGGAGGAGCAGGGGUCAGCCUUUGGUAGCUCCAGACUUGAGCGAGAAGAGAAGAUAAGAGCAGAUCGCAGGCUUAGAGAAGAGCAAGACAGAGCAUAUCGUGCCGCUCUUCAAGAAGAUAAGGAAAAGGAAAGACUCAAAAAUUUACCUCCGGUGUUACCGAAAAAAGCAAAUGAUGAGAGACUCAAGCAGAAUUCUGUAAAUAAACAGCAAGCGAGAGUGAAAGAACCUACUUCAACUCGUGAAACUCCAAAGAAGGAUCCUGCAAGUAUCGGAAAGGAUCCUCACCCUAGCUCUCAGAUACUAAUAAGGUUCCCAAACGGUGAAAAGAGAGAGAAGAGCUUUUCAAGCAUGGACAAGGUGAAAUCGAUUUACAAUUACAUCAAUUCGCUCAGCCUGCCAGGUACUGAGAACUAUAGAUUGAUAGCAAGCUUCCCAAGAAGAGUAUAUGGUAUUGAUGAGAUGGAUACAACUCUGAAAGAUGCUGGCCUCCACCCGAGAGCAAGUCUGUUUCUGGAACGUCAGUGAUGUCGUUUAUUUUCAUGGUCACCAUGGCUUGCAUAGAUAAGAUCUGCAAUUUAAAUUUUCCUGUUUGGCAACUAUUUUGUUUGCGACAUACAAGACUGAUAUGUUACGAAGAAAAUGCAACAAGCAAAUCUUAUCGAA
Momordica charantia (bitter melon) is the source of this 1379-nucleotide messenger RNA. Its product is annotated as plant UBX domain-containing protein 10. The record is from RefSeq and is a predicted model, not a curated record. Gene Ontology annotation, molecular function: ubiquitin binding. Gene Ontology annotation, cellular component: endoplasmic reticulum. NCBI's taxonomy places the organism in Eukaryota, Viridiplantae, Streptophyta, Magnoliopsida, Cucurbitales, Cucurbitaceae. Gene Ontology annotation, biological process: ERAD pathway.